ACCCGAUCACUCCUACUGAUUCCUUCCCAAUCCUCCAUUCAGAGCGCGCAAAUCACACAAGCAGCUGAUCACACUAGGUUCUAGCUCGGGACGUUCCAAUCAAUGGCGUUGUCGAAGAGGCUCGCGGCGACGGCGCUGCUGGUGCUGCUCGCGCUGGCGGCGUCCGCGUCCGCCAAGACGACGCGGGAAGCAGCUGAGGCGGCCACGGCCAAGACGACGCCGGGCGGCGCGGAGGUGGCGCCGGGCAAGGAGGAAGAGUCGUGGACGGGGUGGGCCAAGGACAAGAUCUCCGAGGGCCUCGGCCUCGACAAGAUCUCCGAGGGGCUCAAGCUCAAGCACCACGCCGACGAGGAGGAGGCCGCGCGCAAGGCCGGGCACACCGUCAAGUCCGCCCGCGAGACCGUCCAGCACACCGCCUCCGAGACGGGGAGGCAGGCGAGCAGCAAGGCUUCGGACGCCAAGGAGGCGGCGGAGCAGGCGGCGACCGGGGCGGCCAACAAGGCGGGGCAGGCCAAGGACAAGACGGCGGAGACGGUGAAGGGCACGGCCGGCCAGGCGUCCAAGAAGGCGGAGCAGGCUAAGCACAAGACUAAGGAGACCGCGGAGGCGGCCGCCAAGACGGGCGCCGAGACGCACGAGCGGUCGAAGCAGGGCAAGGCCAAGGUGGAGGAGACGGCCAAGGAGAAGGCCGGACAGGGGUACGAGACGCUGAAGCAAACAAAGGACGCGGCCGCCGAGAAGGCCGGCGCCGCCAAGGACACGGCUGCGGAGAAGGCAGCAGCAGCCAAGGACACCGCGGCGGAGAAAGCAGGCGGCGCCACGCAGACGGCAGCGCAGAAGGCAGCAGCAGCCAAGGACGCCGCCGCGGAGAAGGCCGGAGACGCCACGCAGACGGCCGCGGAGAAGGCAGCCGCAGCCAAGGAUGCCGCCGGCGGCGCCACGCAGACGGCAGCGGAGAAGGCAGCGGCAGCGAAGGACGCCGCCGCGGAGAAGGCCGGGGCCGCCAAGCAGACAGCCGCGGAGAAGGCAGCAGCAGCCAAGGACGCCGCCGCCGGCGCCACGCAGACGGCCGCGGAGAAGGCAGCGGCAGCGAAGGACGCCGCCGCAGAGAAGGCCCGCGCCACGAAGGAUGCGGCCUGGGAGAAGACGGAGUCUACCAAAGACGCCACAUGGCAGGCGCAGGAGAAGCUGAAGCAAUACAACGACGCCGCCUCGGAGAAGGCCGCGAACGUCAAGGACGCCGCCGCGGAGAAGGCUGCGGCCGCCAAGGACGCCGCGUGGAAGAACGCUGAGGCGGCCAAGGGCACUGUCGGGCAGAAGGCAGGGGCGGCCAAGGACGCCACGUUGGAGAAGACGGCGUCGGCUAAGGACGUCGCGUGGGGGACGGCGGAGGCGGCCAAGGACACGGCCUGGGAGACAGCGGAGGCGGCCAAGGGGAAGGCCAACCAGGGGUACGAGAAGGUAAAGGAGAAGGUCGGGGAGGUGAAGGACAAAGUGACCGGCGCGGCAGCCGACGGCAAGGCGAAGAAGCACCGCAAGGACGACGAGCUGUGAAUGAGCACCAUCGUUCCGCAUUUCUUGCCAUGGCUCUUCUUCCAUGAAUGUUUUCAGUGUUCGCGCUAGUUUUUCUUAUGCUGUUUCUUUUUGUAUAAUAAUGUGAUCAUCUGUAGAGAACCCUUCACGAUCAAACAAGUUCCUUUUGAAAAAAUUGUUAGUCCUGAAUCUUUUUACAAAUUUGGUA
Molecule: messenger RNA, 1741 nt
Organism: Triticum aestivum (bread wheat)
Lineage: Eukaryota; Viridiplantae; Streptophyta; Magnoliopsida; Poales; Poaceae
Product: embryonic protein DC-8
Exons: 2
Coding region: 103-1554 (483 amino acids)
Biological process (GO): cold acclimation
Cellular component (GO): cytosol
Source: RefSeq, a predicted model, not a curated record